AUGUUGGGCUCGGAUGCCUCGGUGACGUCGGUGGGUGUUAUUCCUUGUGCCAUCGCCUGGCUCUUCCAUCUGGUGGAGGAACAGAAGGAGGCCACUAAAACGCGCUUCUCCAUCCGAGUCUCCGCGGUGGAGGUCUUCGGAUAUGAUGAGUCCUUUAAAGAUCUCCUUCGUGAUUCGGCUCUUGAUGGUGUGUCAGUAUUGCAUACUAGCCUGCUUGUUCUUUUAACUUGA
Molecule: messenger RNA, 231 nt
Organism: Hydatigera taeniaeformis
Lineage: Eukaryota; Metazoa; Platyhelminthes; Cestoda; Cyclophyllidea; Taeniidae
Source: the annotation of a GenBank genome assembly